AUGUCGGGCUACCCAGAUACGCAGGCGCAUGACGAUGUGCGAGCCAUGAUUGCCUCAGUCAAAACCCUCACUGUAGAGAAACUGAAAAAUAUUCUUCGAGCCGAGAGUCUCCCUUUGUCUGGAGUCAAGAGCGAGUUGCAAAUCAGGAUAAUAGCCCAUAUCGAGAAACUGCGCAAUGGCGGUGACGUUUCGGGCGUGAAUCGAAUACGAGCGCACAUCAGAAGCGGCUCUCAUUCCUACAGCAAUAGCGGUUCUUUCCCUUCACCUUAUUCUCGACACACGCCGACCUCCUCGGCGUCUCCGUCGUUCUCUUCUCCUACCGCUCACAAUUCCUUCAACAUGUCCUCGAAUUCACACUACGGCUCUGGUCGAAUAACGUUCAAGCCCUCGCCAUUUUACACGAUCACGAGAUCGCUCACCCAGAUUCACCGAUGCGGUCCACAAGAAGGGUCCAGAGAGACCGCCAGACUCGCAGUCAUGCUAUCACAGGACGUCAUUGACAAGCUUAACAACGACCAAUCAUGCCGGAUCAUGGUUUUCUGUGCCGCAGAACCUGUCGGUCCUUACAACAGAGACCCGUCCGAUAUUGCCUUUCCCCAUAAUGUGGAGCUGAAGUGCAAUGGAGAUGAUGUCAGGACGAAUUUACGGGGACUCAAGAAUCGGCCGGGGUCGACCAGACCUGCAGAUAUCACGUCUCUGGUGAGGACUAAACCGCCCAACUAUCCCAACUCGGUCGAGAUGGUCUACGCGUUGACUACCAAGGCAUUCUACCUCGUGGUCAAUCUUGUCUCCAGAAAGUCGAUCGAUGCGUUGGUGGGCCAAAUAAGGCUCGGCCGAAUGAUCAGCAAAGAACAGGUCAUUCGAGAGAUGCGACGCAAGGCCGAAGACCCGGACGAGAUCGUAGCGACCUCGACAGUCCUGUCACUAAAGGAUCCUGUGGGUUACACACGUAUCACAACACCCUGCCGCGGAAUUGGCUGCAGCCACGUGCAGUGUUUCGAUGCGGCCUGUUACCUACAGCUCCAGGAACAGGCGCCAACCUGGAUGUGUCCGAUUUGCAACAAAGCUGCUCCAUGGGACUCAUUGGCUCUGGACCAGUAUGUUAAUGACAUAUUGAAUCUGACGCCGAGAGACGUCGAAGCAGUCACUCUCGAGCCCAAUGGCGCCUGGCAUCUUUCGAGUCAAACCGAUAACGCUGGUGGUCGGACGUCCAAUCCCACGCCUUCAGACGACGAGGACGACGAUGAUCUUGUUGAGAUUGGCGACGGCGGGGGUUACCGCCCACAGAAGCUCGAGACGCUGACGCCGCACAGUGUCAGGACACCACCGUUAUCCUCCAGAGAAGAAUCCACAGCGCCUUCAGCAUCAAGACCGUCAACAAACAGCAACAAGAGAUCGCGAGAUGUCAUUGACUUGACAUUGAGCGAUGACGAGGACGGCAGACCGGCACCGAAAGCCCGGAGGACCGAGUCGGUCUCGUCAGACCGGGUGAUUUCUUCGUCAAGAGCACGGCCUCCUGCCUCAUCAGACCGGUAUCAUUUUAAUCUGCCUCCUCCUCCUGGGCCACCUCCUUACAACCUUGACAGGUUCAAUCCGGCCUUAUGA
Molecule: messenger RNA, 1605 nt
Organism: Cladophialophora carrionii CBS 160.54
Lineage: Eukaryota; Fungi; Ascomycota; Eurotiomycetes; Chaetothyriales; Herpotrichiellaceae
Exons: 6
Coding region: 1-1605 (534 amino acids)
Biological process (GO): protein sumoylation
Molecular function (GO): zinc ion binding; SUMO ligase activity
Source: RefSeq, a predicted model, not a curated record